ACAGCGAACCACUGGAGGCAGUCUAACACUGGUCCUUGAAACAGUUCUACUGAUGUGACGGUCGUGGAGGGGAGGGCAGUAGCAAAGUCUGCACAGAUACAAAAACUGAAAGUGUGUUCAGUACAAGAGGCAGAUCCGCUGGAUGUGGGUAUUGUCACCGAUGAGCCAGAGGAUCUCAGCUGCAGAAUUCAAGCCGAGAGAAAAAGCGCAUCCUCACAGCCUCUGGGCUACCUAUCUUCUGCCUGGCUGGCGUCAAGGUGCGGAGACGAGGGAGGGAGCGCCCACUCGGCUAAAACUAUCUGACAAAAUUACACCCCGGUGACUCCGCACCUACCUUGGUAGAGACGUAGAGGUUGGGAUGGCGAAGGAAACGAGAGGGAAAGCCGCUUCCCGCAAGCACAGUGCCUCCCACUGGCGGAUGCAAGACAUUGCACAGGAGUCUGUUGACAGCUCAGAUGAGGAGUUCUUCGAUGCCAGAGCAGAUGUGCUGGAGGGGAAGAGUGCCAUCCUCCUGGGGAUGAGUCAGUGGAACUCCAACGACCUGGUGGAGCAGAUCGAGACCCUGGGACACAUGGACCAAUCACAAGAGAGCCUGUAUCGCCUGGGGCGUCCUCGCUGUGUCCCUCAGAGCAGCAUUGACGGGUUAGAGGACAUGGAGAAGACCCAGUGUAAGACCCACGUGUUGCUGCUGGUGAUGCAUGGUGGGAACAUCCUGGAUACGGCAGGGGGAGACCCUGGCACCAAGGCUGGCGAUGCUACCACGCUGUCCUCCGUGCUGGAGAAGGUGGCUCGGGCACACUUCCAGGCCGCUGCAGAACAUGUGAUGAUCAAGCUAGUGGCCUGCCCAGCUGUGUGUGCCGAGGCCUUCUCCCUCGUCUCCAAUCUGAACCCGUACAGCUAUGACGAGAGCUGUGUGUCCAGCAGCGUUGACCACCUGCCCCUGGCUGCCCUCCCGCUCCUUGCCAUCGCAGCACCAAACUACCAGGAUGCCGUGGCAACUCUCAUCACCCGCACCAACCAGGUCUACCACAGCUUCCUCGAGUCCCAGGACGGACAGGGCUUCACUGGCCAGGUGUGUGUGAUGGGCGACUGUGUGGGAGGUGUGCUGUGCUUCGACGCCCUGUGUUUCAGCAGCAGCAGUAGUAGUAGCCAGAGGCAGCAUAGCAGCCCCAGCCACAGCAGCAGCAGGAACAACAGCACUGAGAGCCUCAAGGAUAACCCUGAGGACAGCCCCUGUCACAGCCCCAGCCUGGGCCUCAGCUCCAGUAAGAGGCUGAGUAAGAGCAACAUUGAUAUCUCGGCAAUGCCCAGCGAUGGACACAGCCAGGCCAGACAGCCCCUCAGCAGGAAACAGAGCGACUCGUAUGAUGGAGACACAUCUACAGGACAACACAGCUUCUUUAGCAGUCUGAUGCAGGAGGGGGUGGAUCUGCGUCCCGGCAGUAGCAGUAGUCUGAUUUUGAACCCAGGGAGGUUUGACUUUGAGGUCUCUGAAUGUUUCCUGCUGGGCUGUCCACUGGGCCUGGUGCUGGCCAUGAGACGUACAGUACUGCCUGCUGUCCAGGUAAGCCAACUCCGUCCUGCCUGCACCCAGAUCUUCAACCUGUUCUACCCCUCGGAUCCCUCUGCCUCCAGACUGGAGCCCCUGCUGGAGCCCCUCUUCCACAAGCUGCCCCCCUUCCCCAUGCCACGCUACCAGCGCUACCCCCUGGGAGACGGACGCUGCACACUAAUAGCUGAUGGUAUCCAGAGCCACCCAGAGGUGUUCCAGGAGGCAGAGCCCAGUCCUGGUGCCCCGACCGUGCCCCCUUCCCCUGAAACAGACAGUGUGAGGGGAGGAGGAGGGCGCAGGGCCAGUGUGUCCAGCAUGGACAGUGAGACGUCCUUCUGCUCUGUUGGCCGGAUGAGUAGUAUCAUCACCAACAUUUCCAGUAGCUGGUGGGGCUCUAAGAGGUUGGACUAUUCUUUGUAUUGUCCAGAUGUGCUGACCUCCUUCCCCACUGUGGCACUGCCUCAUCUCUUCCAUGCCUCCUACUGGGAGUCCACUGAUGUAGCUGCGUUUGUGCUCCGACAGCUCAUGCGAUGUGACAGUGUGAAGACCCAGGAAGCUGACAGCAAAGACUCAGCCCCCUUCUCUCCAUCCAGCCCACGGGAGAAGUGGCUUCGCAGGAGGACUCCUGUCAAACUGAGGAAUGUGACUGGCAACCACAGGGUGAAUGAUGUCAUCACCACAGAGGAGGGACCACAGACUCUGGUUGGUCGGUUCAUGUACGGCCCCUUGGACAUGGUGACUCUGACUGGAGAGAAGGUGGACAUUCUCCUGAUGACACAGCCCCAGUCCGGCCGCUGGGUCCACUUUGACACAGAGGUGACCACCAGUAGUGGCAGAGUGGUCUACACAAUUCCCAAGAGCAAGAAGCUGGCCACCGGGGUCUACCCUAUCAAAAUGGUGGUCAAGGGAGAUCAGACGAGUGCGGAGGCCUACCUGACGGUGCUGCCCAGGGGGAUGGAGUGUGUGGUCUUCAGCAUCGAUGGCUCCUUCGCUGCUAGCGUCUCCAUCAUGGGCAGCGACCCUAAAGUCCGCCCCGGAGCUGUGGACGUCGUCAGACACUGGCAGGACCUGGGCUAUCUUAUCAUCUACAUCACAGGGAGGCCAGACAUGCAGAAGCAGCGUGUGGUGUCAUGGCUGUCCCAACACAACUUCCCCCAGGGCAUGAUCUUCUUCUCUGAGGGCCUGGUCCACGACCCACUGAGACAGAAAACCAUCUUCCUCAAGAACCUAGUACAGGAGUGUCACAUUAAGAUCAACUCAGCCUAUGGCUCCAUGAAGGAUAUCUCCGUGUACAACAUGCUGGGUCUGAGUCCUUCCCAGAUUUAUAUUGUGGGCAGGCCUUCCAAAAAGUACCAGAAUCAAUGUCAGUUCCUAAGUGAUGGCUAUGCAGUGCACCUCUCCUCAUUGCAGUUUGGCCACCGGGCCAGACCCAAGAAGCUUUCCUCGGUCCGCAUGGUCCUGAAGAAAGGCUCCUUUGGCCUCUCUGCCAAACCUGACUUCCUGUGUAAACGCACCCACCUGAGGAGAACCAUGUCUGUCCAACACCCAGAUCCUCCCUGCACCCCCAACCCCAAGCCUGAGCGGGCCCAGAGCCAACCAGAGUCUGACCAGGACCCCGGGGGAGGAGGAGGGGGCGGCGGCCAUGGUGUCUGGGGGCGGGCCUCCAUGCACCGUGGAGAAACGACACCCUGACAGACAGAGAGAGAUGGAGGGAUGAUGGAAGAGGAGGAGGACAGGGGUCUCAGUGUCCAGGGUCAAGUGUCGUCACCUAUAUUGGAUCUUCUGCUGGUAUCAGUUGUGUUAACCUCCUGCUUGGCUGCUUGGCCCUCUACACUUCAGCUGCCCUUCUCCACUCCCAGGACUCAGUAGAUGAUGUUCCUCAAGCUUUCUCCUCAUGCUUGAAACAGCCAUAGAUUCAUCCUAAUGCUGUCUCUCAAGCUCAAAUUAUGUCCAAUGUGGCAAAAGUUUUUUCAGUGGCAGUGCUAAUGAAUCAAUGUGUUAUCGUUUGUCAAGCUGAGAGAGAGAGACACUUUGGUCAUUUGUAAAAACAGAAACAUUUGCUGCAGAACGUUAGAUCAACACACAGAUGCAACCAGAGUCAUAUGCCAGAAGACUCCCUCUCAUCCCCCACUGGGAAUAGUAACAGAGAAGAUCCUGUUGAAACCUAUGGAGGAAUGUUCUAGCCCAAGCAAUACACCACCAGGAGAUGUUCCAGACAGUGUGUUCAUUGACCUGCUGUGUUGACAGGUGGCAGAGCUACACCAACUGACAAUUAUUCUCUAUGUAAAUAGGACAGACAUCUUGUCCCUCUUUAUGGUCUGUGUCCCCAGGAUUGCUGUGGGGCCUCUGGCUGCUUCACGCUGGGGACAUUAACCUUAUGUUCCUCAGCCCGGCUGACCUGACCUUACCCCACUCCAGCCUCAGCCCUAUAGCCAUCCAUCUCUCCCUCUCUCAUUCAGUCAGUCAUUGAGGCAGAACAUGGCUUCAGACAGCAGCCUGGUAGGGGGUCCAUGGCCACUGGUUGCUCUGACUUGCACUAUACAAGUACUACAGUAUACCGUGGUGCUUGGUGGGCUGUAGUUCUGUGGAAUGCCUGUGGAAUGCUGUUACUCCUGCUGGCUCAGAUACGAUAGCUGGAUUUUCUUGCUGUUGUGAUCUUAUAUCGGUCAGCAGAUGUUGAACUACAUGUUUUACUCCUUCCCUGUCGAGGUUCUGGGCUCGUAUGAUAUGCUUUGUAAAGCUGUUUGAGGGAAGGCUUGUACUGAAUUGACUGGAAUUGUUUACAGGUUGGUGAUGGUCAAAGGUCUACGACAUGUAUCUGACAGUUGGAAGAGAAUACGUCCUGUUAACAUUAUAUCUUGCAAUAGAUCCUAACUUUCUUGUCAGGUGAAAUAACAUCAUUCAGAAUGCGAUAGUUACAUUGUACUAUGGUGGGUUAGGAAAAGAGCUCACCUCUGCAAAACACAUAUUUUUCUACGAUGAAAAACUGUGUGCAGAAAUAUUUUAAAAGUGUGUUUUUUAAACUUUGUUGUUUAAUGUGACUGAUAGUUACUUUUGCCUUAAUAUCUAUUUUGUUGUUGUGUAGAAUAAUGAAAAUGAUAUUACUAACCUAAUUGCUUGACCAAAGUAUGAGUUUGACAUUCAUGAGAAAGUACAUUGUAUCUACUUGAUAUUUUGUCUUGUAUACAUUUUAAGUAUAUGCUGGAAUGGUGUCAUGCUUCAUGUAUGCACUGUGUGUGUGUGUGUGUGUGUGUGUGUGUGUGUGUGUGUGUGUGUGUGUGUGUGUGUGUGUGUGUGUGUGUGUGUGUGUGUGUGUGUGUGUGUCUGUGUGUGUGUCUGUGUGUGUGUGUGUGUGUGUGUGUGUGUGUGUGUGUGUGUGUGUGUGUGUGUGUGUGUGUGUGUGUGUGUGUGUGUGUGUGUGUGUGUGUGUGUGUAUGCGUAUGCGUAUGCGUGUGCCUGCUUAUGUGUACAUUUCUGUAUAUUUAAGUAUUAUGUUUCUGUAUAAUCAAGUAUUUAUGGUGUAAAUACCAGGAGCUCCAAUAUGCUUCUGAACUUGAAAGGGAAGACCAUGUAUUCUGGAAGGAGAAGUCGAAGGUUGUUCAGUGUUGCCUGUUAAAAGCAGGAGUAUGGUUCAGAUUUAAGACGAGUGCUUCACCAAGGAUUACACUGGCAAGGUUUUUAUAACUGUCAAGAAAGAGCAAGAGCUUUAGCAUUGCCUCAGGGUUUAGUUUCAAACCCAUUGACUGGAGAAUAAUCUCUGUUGGUUGAAAUCAGAAGCUUCGAGAGAGAGAGAGAGAGAGAGAGAGAGACAGAGAGAGACAGAGAGAGACAGAGAGAUGUUUGCUUUCCUCUUUUGUUUAACCACAUUGAGUAACACAGCUUUGGGACAGUAUCUAAGCGUACUAAACUAAUGACAGAACAGUAGCUAUAUUUAAAACAUGAAUGUAAAAGAGUCCCAGUAACUCCAUCCCUAUAAUAAUGUCAAUAACAUACCAGCAACAAUGUCCUGGUCUGGGUGAAUACUGUUGAUAGGAUGAUGUACAGUUUGACUUGUGAUUUGUAUCUUGAUCAUGACAAUGUCAUCUGAUCAUUCCCAUCAAUAUAAUGUGUUGUACACGGUAUGAUAAUGUAUUUUCGACGACACUACCAUAGGCGUUGUACACUAAGACAUUUACAGUGAUUCUGAUUUCAGCUGGCCUGUUUCCUAUAAAAUGUGGUGUGAAAGGAAAAAAUCAAUUGCCAUGAAAUAUUUUCCAUAAUUUCUGUAAAUUAAGUUAUAUUUGUUUAUUGAUUGUCAUGCUAUUCUAUCUUGAGGUAAACUAUAUGGUCAGAGUUGCACUGCUGCAGAAAACCAAUAGAACAUUUUGUUCAGAUUUAAUGUAGUGGAAACAUGUGUUUAUGUGAUAUGGUUUCCUGUAAUUGUGUUCUUGGACUUCAACCAUCUCUCACUAUCUUGUCAGUAAUAAAAAGAGAAAGAGCACAGACAGAGGCUCAAUGUGGUC
Molecule: messenger RNA, 6054 nt
Organism: Oncorhynchus masou masou (cherry salmon)
Lineage: Eukaryota; Metazoa; Chordata; Actinopteri; Salmoniformes; Salmonidae
Product: membrane-associated phosphatidylinositol transfer protein 3-like
Exons: 20
Coding region: 359-3244 (961 amino acids)
Cellular component (GO): cytoplasm; COPII-coated ER to Golgi transport vesicle
Molecular function (GO): metal ion binding; glycerophospholipase activity
Source: RefSeq, a predicted model, not a curated record